GUCCGACUCGGCCACGUUCGAUAUUGACGAGCAGUUCAUGUGGGGUGCUGGUUUGUUGAUAUCUCCAGCGCUUCGGCAGGGUCAGGUAGAAGUCGAGGCAUACUUUCCGAAAGCGCGCUGGUACGAUUACUACUCUGGCGCAGAACUUCCUUCUUCGGGCAGGAAUAUAACGCUUCCAACUCCUAUAGAUAAAAUCAACCUUCACGUCCGAGGGGGUCACGUGAUCCCAUGGCAAAGAGAAGCGAACACGACGGUAAUAAGUCGUCAAAAUUCAAUGGGUCUUAUAGUAGGACUGGAUGACGUCGGGCAGGCUAGUGGAUCGCUAUUCUGGGAUGAUGGAGAGUCGUUUGGUGAGUUUCCUCUCGCUCGGUCAGUGGGUCAAGCUAUAGAUUUAGUUUAUGAACAUGUGGAUUCAAAAGCUUAUUUGUAA
Lingula anatina is the source of this 430-nucleotide messenger RNA. RefSeq names its product sucrase-isomaltase, intestinal. The record is from RefSeq and is a predicted model, not a curated record. Gene Ontology annotation, molecular function: alpha-1,4-glucosidase activity; carbohydrate binding. Gene Ontology annotation, biological process: carbohydrate metabolic process. NCBI's taxonomy places the organism in Eukaryota, Metazoa, Brachiopoda, Lingulata, Lingulida, Lingulidae.